This is a messenger RNA of Oryzias melastigma (Indian medaka), 1735 nucleotides long. Its product is annotated as adenosine receptor A2b. The record is from RefSeq and is a predicted model, not a curated record. Gene Ontology annotation, biological process: G protein-coupled adenosine receptor signaling pathway; adenylate cyclase-activating G protein-coupled receptor signaling pathway. Lineage: Eukaryota; Metazoa; Chordata; Actinopteri; Beloniformes; Adrianichthyidae. Gene Ontology annotation, cellular component: membrane. Gene Ontology annotation, molecular function: G protein-coupled adenosine receptor activity.
AACUUUCCAUAGGCUUAGACUACCUGAUCAUAACCACUGUUGUGUUGUGCGUAUUUUUACGCAGCUCCAGAGCGCGGUCUCCACUGCUGCGUAAUCUUUAUGUCCUCGCCAUAAACGCAGCGCGCGCUGGCUGCCGGCGUGUCUGCGCAGCAUCAGGAGCGGCUUCGCAUCACUUUCUUCAUUCCGCUUCAUCUGACACAUUCAAAUGGGAACUCGCUGCCUUCCGCUCCGACGCGGCGUCUGCGCGCAGCCAGCGAGCAGAGCGCACAUCUGAGGAAGAAAUACGCAAGAAAGAAAACAGAUUUUGUCUUUCCAAACAUAAGGCUGCAAUGAUUGACAAGGCAGUGACAGAUCCUUUCCAGCAGGAUGUGCGUUUUCUUAUCACAUCCUCCUCCAGCUGCUUAUAACUGGAAGGUGGAAAAGGCUCCAUAUGGGAAAAGUUUUUGCUCAAUUUCUAAAGAACAGAAAGGCUGCCUGUUUAUCGCUUGCUUCGUCCUCGUGCUCACCCAGAGCUCCAUUUUCAGCCUGCUGGCCAUCGCUGUAGACCGCUACAUCGCAAUCAAGAACCCACUCAGGUACAACAGUCUGGUGACGGGGCAGAGGGCGAAGGGCAUCAUUGCAUUCUGCUGGGUUCUGUCUGUGGCCAUCGGCCUGACUCCCAUGUUUGGCUGGAACACAGGUUGGAAUUCAACUAUCACUACAUCGGAGAACAAGAGGUGCUCUGAAGGCAUGACCGAAUGCUUUUUUGAGAAGGUGGUUACCCUGCACUACAUGGUCUAUUUCAACUUCUUCGGAUGCGUGCUUGUGCCUUUGUUCCUCAUGCUGGUCAUCUACAUCCACAUCUUCAUGGCGGCGCGGCGGCAGCUCCGUCUCAUGACUCUGAAAGUGUCCCAGACUCCCGCUCCUGGACAGAGAGCCCCCACCCCCAGCUCCUCGCGCUCCUUUCUGCAGAGGGAGGUGCGUGCUGCCAAGUCACUGGCCAUCAUCGUGGGCCUGUUUGCUCUCUGCUGGCUUCCUCUUCAUAUCAUUAACUGCUACAACCAUCUAUGUCAGAACUGCGAGCGCCCACACAUACUGGUGAUGAACAUCGCCAUCAUCCUCUCCCAUGCAAACUCCGCCGUGAAUCCCUUCAUCUACGCCUACCGCAUCCGGGAGUUCCGGCAGACUUUCCAGAAGAUUUGGUGGCAGCACAUCAUGAGGCAGAGAGACAGCUGCAGGGUUGGACCGGGGGACACCAACAGCAGAGAAAUCAGAAGCCACAGUAUCAGACGGACCUCCCAGACCAGUAAAGAUGACUCAUCUGGAGGCACAGUGGUAAACAGUUUUGUUCUGGAGGUCACUCCUGACCAAGCAGGACAAAAUGCUGCUCGUGAACUUCCUUGGCAGUGGACAUCAUAUUCCCAUGUGGAUUCCAGCUGCUGCAUAACCAAUGGACACCAAGGGAAAGGUGGCCCUUCAGCAGAGCAAGAGGAGCCUUACAUAAUAGAUUCUGCAGAACGUUCUGAUGCAGAAACGAGCCGAGCAUCUAAUGCCGGGGAGCUAAAGCACACGGGAAGCUGCAUUUCUUUUGUAAAUGUUCCGACUUUCUCACAGAAACAUACGGACUGUUCUGCAGGUACCGCUGAUGUGUCAUGAUGAAGAGUGUCACCGACAGGACACGAAAAGUAAAACACAAACAUGUCAACAGUUUAAUAAAGACUGGACCAGCUGCAUUAAAAAAGUACUGCUAACUUGA